Molecule: messenger RNA, 447 nt
Organism: Apodemus sylvaticus (European woodmouse)
Lineage: Eukaryota; Metazoa; Chordata; Mammalia; Rodentia; Muridae
Product: testis-specific protein TSX-like
Exons: 7
Coding region: 13-447 (144 amino acids)
Source: RefSeq, a predicted model, not a curated record
AAUCCCGGAGCUAUGUCUGAAAAGCCAAGCCCUAAGACCUCCGAAGCAGAAUGCAGUGCAGCGGACUUACCGGAAUUCGAAGACGAAGAACGCUGGCUUUUCAAAGUUCUGGGAAUCAAGCAUAGGUCUUCCUCUGCUCUGGAUGAUGACAGCAAUAAGCAGGAGGAUGAGCCAUUGGGCCACGCUGAAUUUCUUCGCCUGCAAGAUAUUCUUCAAGAGGACAAAGUCAGCAGUACUGAUGAUAACGACCCUUGCGGAGCUGGAUGUACUGAAGAUGAUGAGAGUAGUCACAGUGACAGUGACAUUGACGAUAAUGUGAGAGUCAUCAUUGGCAACAUUAAAGCAAACCCCUCCAAGUAUAUGGAGGCGCUCAGUGAUCUGAACUCACAAGCUGACCAAGACCUGGGAAUAGCAGAAUCAGACGAUGCCGCAAACCCAACUGAUUAA